Messenger RNA from Gastrolobium bilobum, 1536 nucleotides. RefSeq names its product lipid phosphate phosphatase 2-like. The coding region runs from base 280 to 1308 and encodes 342 amino acids. Gene Ontology annotation, biological process: phospholipid metabolic process. Gene Ontology annotation, molecular function: phosphatidate phosphatase activity. Lineage: Eukaryota; Viridiplantae; Streptophyta; Magnoliopsida; Fabales; Fabaceae. The record is from RefSeq and is a predicted model, not a curated record. The transcript has 8 exons.
CGAAUAUAUCACUUUUUCUCUCACUUAUUCUUAUUCUGUUAGACUGUUUGUCUGCACCUCACGUUAAAACUGUUGCAUUGCAUCUUUUCUCAUGUGAACACAAAUUGAAACUGAAAUUGAACCCACUUGCUUUGCUUUGCUUUGCUUUGCUUUCCUGUGCCAUUUCUCUGCAACCCCUUUAUCUUUAACUUAAUUUGCAGGUCUCAUUUGAGGGAUAUAAUAUACCAGUUACUCUCUGUGCGUGUGUGUUCCUUUUAGUGGUUUUGGUUGCUUCACACAAUGGCUUGGUGGGAUUUAAGAUCCCUUUUUCGUUUUCACUCUAUUAGGACUCGCUUUCAGGAAUUCAGGACGACGGAAGUCCAGCUAGGUUCACAUACUAUGAGUUCUCAUGGAUAUUCAGUUGCGAGAACACACAAGCAUGAUUGGCUUAUACUAUUGCUCCUUGUGUUGAUUGAUAUCAUCCUAUACAUUAUCCAUCCUUUCUAUCGUUUUGUUGGGAAGGAUAUGAUGACUGAUCUCAAAUAUCCCCUGAAGAGUAAUACAGUUCCUUUUUGGGCUGUUCCUAUGUAUUCAGUUUUAUUGCCUAUGGUGAUCUUUCUUGUUGUCUAUAUCCGAAGGAGAGAUAUCUAUGAUCUUCAUCAUGCCAUACUGGGUCUAUUGUUCUCCAUUUUAAUAACAGGAGUAAUUACUGAAGCAAUAAAAAAUGCAGUAGGCCGACCUCGACCUGACUUCUUCUGGCGAUGUUUUCCAGAUGGAAAGGAUGUUUAUGAUAAAUGGGGAAAUGUCAUUUGUCAUGGUGACAAGAAUGUCAUAAAGGAAGGACAUAAGAGUUUCCCAAGUGGCCAUACUUCGUGGUCAUUUGCUGGUCUGGGGUUUUUAUCGUUAUACUUAUCUGGAAAAAUAAAAGCAUUUGAUCGCACAGGCCAUGUUGCAAAACUUUGCAUUGUUUUUCUACCACUACUUUUUGCAUCACUUGUUGGCAUUUCUCGAGUUGAUGACUAUUGGCACCACUGGGAGGACGUGUUUGCCGGAGGUCUUUUAGGGCUUAUAGUAGCUAUGUUUUGCUAUUUGCAGUUUUUUCCUCCUCCUUAUCAUUCUGAAGGCUGGGGACCUUAUGCUUAUUUUAGUAUGUUGGAAGAAUCAAGAGGGAUGAGACAAGCUCCUAAUGCUCAAAAUGCUGGUCAAGACCAGUUAACAGAGACUCAGGUUGAGAACCCAGAGGGACAAAGUCACCAUGGGUGUCUGGGGUUAACUUUAUCACGUGAUCAUACUUCUACAUUGGAUGAAAUUGAAUCUGGGAGGGGAUAAAAUCUGUACAUCACAUGAUUUUGCUCUUUGUGAAUCAUAUGACAUAUGUUAGGUGUCCUAGGAUUUAACCAGGAUUUAAAACUGACUAACACAUUUUGCUGAAUGAAUUUCUUCUCAUUUAGUCACCGCCAUCUUUAAAAAAUAUGAAGCAUACAAGAGUUAGAUUUGGGACAACCUCUGUUAUUUCUUUAUUUGCGAAUCUGUGGAUAUGAGGAAAUACGAAAUAUU